UGUAUGUUUUCUCAUGAGAUUUAUGAGUCAUAAAUGAUUUAAAUUGAGUUUGUGUCCAGAUAAAAUUCUGUUACUUAAUAGUUUAUCAUAACGUCAGAGCCAGAGAGUCAGAAUAAGUAAUUUUUUUAUGACAUACUGACAGUACACGUCAUCUAUUUGUUCCCAUCUCCGUUUUACUUAUAGAUUGUACUGUAUAGGAUAGUUUUAUUAUAACACGUAUUCGGUUCCUAGUCUUCAGUCUUCAGUCUUCAGCUCAGUGAUCUAGACUCUGGAGUUUACAGCCGGAUAUAUAUAUUUGGUUUGUGUUACGUUACUGUGCUAGUUUGAGAUCAACAUCCUAACUUCUCUACAGCGUAUUAUAUUUUAUAUUUUUCAACCACACCCAUCAAUUAAAAUGUCUGCCAGUAAAUAUUAUCACGUACAAUGUACACCAACAGUCUACCCAGCGGAUCCUUUUGAUGCAGAAUCCGACGCAGAAUCACUGCGUAAGGCAAUGAAAGGAUUUGGCACCGACGAGCAGACGAUUAUUGACGUUUUAGCCCAUCGUGGAAUAGUCCAACGACUGGAAAUUGCAGAUAAAUUCAAGUCCAUGUAUGGAAAGGAUUUAAUUUCCGACCUUAAGUCCGAAUUGGGCGGUAACUUCGAAAAUGCUAUUAUGGCUCUGAUGACACCGCUCCCUAAUUACUAUGCCAAGGAACUGCACAACGCUAUUUCCGGUAUGGGUACCGACGAAGGUGCCAUCAUAGAAGUACUUGCUUCCUUGAGUAAUUACGGUGUUAAAACAAUUGCAGCAGUUUACAAAGAACUUUAUGACUCAGAAUUAGAAGAUGACCUAAAAGGCGACACUUCCGGUCAUUUUAAACGAUUGCUAGUUUCAUUAUCAUGCGCAGCAAGAAAUGAAGAUCCAGAUAUUGACGAAGCUUCCGCUAUUGAAGAGGCUGAAAAACUGUUCCAAGCUGGUGAAGGUCAAUGGGGUACUGAUGAAAGCACAUUUAAUUCAAUUUUGAUCACUAAAAGUUUUCCGCAAUUACGUAAAAUAUUCCAUGAAUAUGAAAGAAUUUCCGGAAGUAGCAUCGAAGAUGCUAUUAGACGUGAAUUUUCUGGUUCAUUGGAAGAUGGUUAUCUCGCAGUUGUUAAAUGUGCUAGAGAUAAAACAGCUUAUUUUGCUGAAAGACUCCACAACGCUAUUUCCGGAAUGGGAACUGACGACGCAACAUUAAUUCGUGUUAUCGUAACACGUUCAGAAAUAGAUUUAGGUGAUAUUAAAGAUGCUUAUCAACAAAUUUAUGGAAAAUCACUUGCUGGAGAUAUUGAUGACGACACUUCUGGAGAUUACAAGAGACUUUUGCUUGCUUUGGUUGGCGCUUAGUUAUAAACAAUUAUGACUCGAUACAUAACCAAACUGUUUAACUCAUCACAUAUAUUAAUUACUUUUCAAUAUAAUAUAUAUAUAUAUUUAAUGUAAUUAAUACUCAUGAUCUGCGUUACUAAAACAAUAUAUAUGUUAUAUUAUUAUAAUUUAUAAACAAAUAAAUCCGCAUGGCCUUAAAUUAUA
Microplitis demolitor is the source of this 1555-nucleotide messenger RNA. RefSeq names its product annexin B9. Gene Ontology annotation, molecular function: calcium-dependent phospholipid binding; calcium ion binding. The coding region runs from base 395 to 1369 and encodes 324 amino acids. The record is from RefSeq and is a predicted model, not a curated record. The transcript is spliced from 7 exons. Gene Ontology annotation, cellular component: cytoplasm. Lineage: Eukaryota; Metazoa; Arthropoda; Insecta; Hymenoptera; Braconidae.